CGGGGGUUGCAUGCAGAAAGCCUCUGUCUGCAUCCCUCUGGCAGGGAGGACGGAGGAGUUGCUGUCCAGGUGGCAAGGGAAGGGCCCGGCCAGGGGCCCGGAGUCCAUCGUCAGACUCAGGCGGGACAGAGGCCGUCCCUGAGGACAAAGCAGCAGGUCAAAGGAAGCCGCCUGCCCGAGGCCUGGGGAGUUACUUUGCACCAUCGCCCCCACUGGGACGUAUCGCAACACAAGUUCGUGUCACGCGGACAAGCAGAAGAAAACGAGGUUUCGCUUCUUCAUCCCGAGCCAAGGACGAUCCAGGGCUAGACCUCCCCACAGCGUGGGCCGAGGCUGACUGUGGCUUCACCUCGGCGUUGGGGGCACCCUGGAGGUCCACUGCGGACGUCACUCGGCACAGCCACAGGCCCAGAGGACUCCGCCUGGACUGGUCGAUGCCUCCCGAGGCGGACCUCGAGGGCCCUGCCGGCUGUGGGAGGCCCAGUUCCCACCGCACACUCCAGCCUUCAGACACAGCCGGGCGGACCGGGACUGAGCCCACCCCAGACCUCGCAUUUCCGGAGCCGAGACUGGCGCGGAACUAGACAGGGCGUGACCAAUCAGAGCCAGGCUUUCUGCGGGCACGGCCCCAGCGAUUGGACAGCGGGCGCGGCCCCGCCGAGAGAACAGCGGGAGCGGGGCGGGGCUUCCGGUCGGGGCAGAGGGGCUUCCGCCGGCGCGGCGCCCUGAAUGGCAGUGCUCAGGGCCGCGCUCGGGGCUCCUUUCGCGGCCGCCCGCGCCCGGCCGCCGCCCCUCGGCCGCCGCCCGCCGCCCGCGCCCUGCUCCGCCCUGGCCGGCGCCAUGGAGCCCGCGCCGCACUGGUUGGUGGGGCUGCGCUUCGACAACCGCGCCCUACGCGCGCUGCCCGUGGAGACGCCGCCGCCCGGCCCCGAAGGCGCCCCGUCCGCGCCGCGGCCCGUGCCCGGCGCCUGCUUCAGCCGCGUGCGGCCCGCGCCCCUGCGCCAGCCGCGCGUCGUGGCGCUGUCGGAGCCCGCGCUGGCGCUGCUGGGCCUGGGCGCGCCGCCCGCCGACGCCGACGCCCGCGAGGCGCGCGAGGCCGAGGCCGCGCUCUUCUUCAGCGGCAACGCGCUGCUGCCGGGCUCCGAGCCCGCCGCGCACUGCUACUGCGGCCACCAGUUCGGCCAGUUCGCCGGGCAGCUGGGAGACGGCGCCGCCAUGUACCUGGGCGAGGUGUGCACUGCGGCGGGCGAGCGCUGGGAGCUGCAGCUCAAGGGCGCCGGCCCCACGCCCUUCUCCAGACAGGCCGACGGCCGCAAAGUGCUGCGCUCCAGCAUCCGCGAGUUCCUGUGCAGCGAGGCCAUGUUCCACCUGGGCAUCCCCACCACGCGGGCCGGGGCCUGCGUCGUGUCCCAGUCCACCGUGGUGCGGGACGUGCUCUACGACGGCAACCCCAGGCCCGAGAAGUGUGCGGUCGUGCUGCGCAUCGCCCCCACGUUCCUCAGGUUCGGCUCCUUCGAGAUCUUCAAGCCGGCAGACGAGCUGACGGGGCGCGCGGGCCCCAGCGUCGGCAGGAACGACAUCCGCGUGCAGAUGCUCGACUACGUCAUCAGCUCUUUUUACCCCGAAAUCCAGGCCGCCCACGCCGGCGACAGUGUGCAGAGGCACGCCGCCUUCUUCCGGGAGGUGGGUGUGGGCUGUGUGCCCCCGGCCAGCCGGCCGGCCUGCCUGCCGGGAGGGCCUGGUGGACGCAGGCGACCCUGCUCCUCGGUCACCACGCAGUGGCCUGGGCGGGGCCAGCCAGGGUCAGGGCUCCUGGAACAGACCCACGACUGCUGUCCGAGCAGCAUCGACAGGCCCGGGUGCUGCGCAGAGAGUUGUGGCGGGAAGGACUCGGUCGGGUGGGAGUCGGUGCCAGUGGGGCUGGUCCCUCCCAACCCCCGUGACGUGGCCCCCCAGCCUCUCAGUUUGGGGGAGACCCUGACUUUCCUGGCUCCCGGCCGGGGGUCACCGCGGCACUCUGGACCUGCACGCCCGACCGUGCUUCAGCCGUCUUUCCCGUGGGCAGUGACCGGGGACGCUGGGGGCUCGGCUCUUAGCCGAGGCGGGUGGUCCAGGCACCCCCGGAAGCCUGGGGGGAGCUGUUCCACUCUGGGAGCGUCCGCAGGCUCGUGUGAGGCGUGGUGUGCGGGGCCAGUGUCUGUGGGCCUGCAGUUGGUAGGCAUCCGAGCUGCACAGGGCCCUGCGCCCAGGCAGGGGAAGAGGCAGGCUGGCAGCGGGACCCUGGGCACAGCAGCUGGGACCUGGGGCAGGCAUGCUGAGAAUGUGGUGACCUCGUCUCCCUGUCGUCCUGCUGGGCCUGAGUCAAGGGAAUGCCAGGGGUCUCUCAUUUUCCUGCUUUGGAUAAAAGCCCAGAUCGUGUCUAGAAAAGAGGCAGACAUGACAUUCCUGUUGUGGCUCCAUGAGGACUCAGGUUCGACCCCUGGCAUCGCUCAGUGGGUCAGGGAGGUGUGGCCAUGAGCUGAGGUGUGGGUGGCAGACAAGGCUAUAGGCCUGCAGUGCAGCUCUGAUGCCACCCCUAGCUGGGAACCUGCACAGGCCAUGCAGCCUAAAGAGCAAAAAAAAAAAAGGUAGGUGGUGUGAGGAUGAGAGCGCCACACAAACGGACCACCCCACGUGCUCUUUCUCCUUCUUCAGGAUUCUUGGGUGUUCUCCCCUCAGCUGAGCGUUGGCUGAGAUGAUAGGACUCCGGGUCAGGCCCCUUGGGAGUCGCUGUGGCGCAGGCCGUGGGGGGGGGCACCCCGAUGGGGGGUGGGCAGCGGGGAGCAGCCGGUGGCCGGCC
Messenger RNA from Phacochoerus africanus (Common warthog), 2839 nucleotides. RefSeq names its product selenoprotein O (gene SELENOO). NCBI's taxonomy places the organism in Eukaryota, Metazoa, Chordata, Mammalia, Artiodactyla, Suidae. The record is from RefSeq and is a predicted model, not a curated record. Bases 730 to 2517 code for a protein of 595 amino acids. The transcript is spliced from 5 exons.